Molecule: messenger RNA, 1383 nt
Organism: Megalops cyprinoides (Indo-Pacific tarpon)
Lineage: Eukaryota; Metazoa; Chordata; Actinopteri; Elopiformes; Megalopidae
Gene: bin2a
Product: bridging integrator 2a
Exons: 10
Coding region: 1-1383 (460 amino acids)
Biological process (GO): plasma membrane tubulation; phagocytosis, engulfment; podosome assembly
Cellular component (GO): phagocytic cup; cytoplasm; podosome
Molecular function (GO): phospholipid binding; protein binding
Source: RefSeq, a predicted model, not a curated record
AUGGCAGAGGGCAAGUCGGGCAGCAGCUGCAACAGCAGUCCUGGAAGUGCUGGGGUUUUCGCCAAACGGGUCCAGAGGACACUGAGCCGGGCCCAUGAGAAGGUCUUGCAGAAGCUGGGGAAGAAUGAGGAGACCAAAGAUGAACAGUUUGACCUGUGCGUCCAGAAUCUUACCAAACAGCAGAUUGAUGGGAGCAGAUUAUUCAAAGACCUGAAGGCGUACUACAAUUCUGUGAAAGUCAUGCGUGACACCUCCAAACGUCUGUCCCAGACUUUGCUGGAUAUCUACGAACCUGAUUGGGCAGGGGACGAGGACCUGCCUGCCAUUGUGGAGGGUGAAGACCUUCUAUGGAGCGACUUUGAAGAGAAGCUGGCGGACCAAACAGUACGCACCAUGGACACUUAUAUGAGCCAGUUUCCAGAUGUCAAGGAGCGUGUGGCCAAACGUGGUAGGAAGCUGGUGGACUAUGAUUCUUCCCGCCACCACCUCGAGGCAUUGCAGAACGCCAAAAAGAAAGACGAAGCCAAAAUAGCCAAGGCAGAGGAGGAAUUCCAAUACGCCCAGAGUGUGUUUGAGGAGAUCAACACAGAGCUGAGGCAGGACCUCCCUGUCCUCUACCAAAGUCGAAUUGGAUGCUAUGUGACAGUCUUUCAGAACCUCUCCAAUUUACGGGAUGUUUUCUACAAAGAAAUGAGCACGCUCAACAAUGAACUCUAUGGAAUGAUGAAGAAUUUAGAGACUCAGCACUCGGAGAAGGUGUUCAUUAUCAAAGGACUGCAGCGGUCUGGUUCUAAAAACUCUAAAAAGAAACGAUCCUUUAGGAUUUCAUCCCCAGUCCCACGCAACGCUGGCUUCCCUGGCUUUGAGCUGAGCAUCAGCCCUGGGCCCACUGAGAAAAGAAAGGGCCGUCAUGCCAGUGGUGACAUUGAAGACCAGGAUUUUCAGCCUUCCAUCAGUGACCACGCAGACGAGUCCAAGACACCGCCCACUGAUGAUGUGACCGCUGAGGCCAGAGCUUCAGAGGAGAACCUCAGUGCCACCGUUGACCCCGGUGCAGAGGGAAAACCUGCGGUUUGGAGCUCAAGUGAGAAGCUAGGGCAGGAGGAGAAACAGGAUGAUGAAGAAAUGGAGACAAAGGAGAAAGAGCAGGAACCUACUUCAGACCAAGCAGACCAGCACUCCACCCAGAACGGGUCCAGCGAUGUGCCCCCAUCCACAGAGAUUCCCACUUCUGAGCCCCACAACAUGCAACCAGCUCCAGAAGAUUCCCCGGCAUCCCCCGGGGACACUGAGCCAAGUGUAGUGGAGACAGGUGGGGCCUUCUAUGGCACAGAUGAAGCUCUUGACACCGAGGAUGAUGCCAACGGCCUCAAGGUGAAGUGA